Molecule: messenger RNA, 1378 nt
Organism: Carassius auratus (goldfish)
Lineage: Eukaryota; Metazoa; Chordata; Actinopteri; Cypriniformes; Cyprinidae
Product: keratin, type I cytoskeletal 13-like
Exons: 8
Coding region: 13-1374 (453 amino acids)
Cellular component (GO): cytoskeleton
Molecular function (GO): structural molecule activity
Source: RefSeq, a predicted model, not a curated record
ACCACCAUCCAUAUGGCUACCAUCUUCUCCAGCGGCAGCUUCGUUUCCAGCAGGUCCUCUAUGGGCUCCUCACGCUUCUCUGCAGGUGGAGGAGGUGGCGGCAUCAGCUCUAUGAGGGCUGGCAGCGUGUACGGAGGCGCAGGAGGUUCAGGGGUCCGUAUCUCCAGUGCCUCUCGCUCCAUGGCCUCAGCAGGUUCAGGAAGCGGCUUUGGCUAUGGAGGUGGAUUUGGUGCUGCAGGUUCAGGAUUCGGUGGUGCUGCAGCUGGAGGAGGAUUCAGCAUCAGCGGUGGAGCAGAUGACAGCAUCACUGGCAAUGGAAAGUUCACCAUGCAGAAUCUCAACGACCGUCUGGCUGCUUACCUGGAGAAGGUUCACUCCCUUGAAAAGGCCAACGCUGACCUCGAGUUGAAGAUAAGCCAAUUCCUUGAUAACAGAGUCUCUCCUACAGGUGCUACUCAUAACUUCUCUGCCUUCGAAGCUACUAUCAGUGACCUCCAGGCUAAAAUCUUGAGUUCCUUGAAGGAAAAGAACACAGUGCACCUCAGCAUUGACAAUAUCAACUUGGCUGCAGAUGACUUCAGAAUGAAAUAUGAGAACGAGCUGGCGAUGCGUCAGUCUGUGGAAGCCGACAUCGCAGGGUUGAAAAACGUUCUCAGCGAGCUCAACAUGAGUCAUAAAGACCUCAACCUGCAGAUCGAAGAGCUCACCGAGGAGCUGGUCUACAUUAAGAAGAAUCAUGAGGAGGACCUCUUGACCUCUCGUGAUCAGAUGAGUGGACAGGUCAACGUGGAGAUUGAUGCCGCACCACAGGAAGACCUCACCAAAAUUCUAGCUGAGAUGCGUGAGCACUACGAGACGGUCGUAGCCAAAAGCCAGAGAGACCUUGAAGGCUGGUUCCAGCAGAAGUCUGAGACCUUGAAACAAGAGGUGGUAACAAGCACAGAGACCUUGGAGAUAUCGAAAACCGAGGUCAACGCCGUGAAGAGCACAGUACAGUCCCUGGAGGUGGAGCUUCAGUCUCUUGUUGCCAUGAAAUCAUCCAUGGAAAGCACCCUGAGUGAGACUCAGAAUCGCUACGCCCUGAAGCUGUCUGGCUACCAGGCACAGGUGGGUGGAAUGGAGGGUCAACUGGGACAGCUUCGUGGAGAUCUGGAGCGUCAGAGUCAAGAGUACCAGAUGCUUCUGGACAUCAAGACCAGACUGGAGAUAGAGAUUGCAGAGUACAGAAGACUGCUGGAUGCAGAAGCCAGCGGCAGCCUCACAAUCUCAGGCAACUCUGACUCCAGCUCCUCCUCCGGCUCGAUUGCUUCCACUAAAACAGCUAUGAUCACCGUUGUGGAAGAGGUGGUUUCUUCAACAUCCCUUGUUAAGUGAAGCG